Peronospora matthiolae is the source of this 444-nucleotide messenger RNA. The record is from the annotation of a GenBank genome assembly. NCBI's taxonomy places the organism in Eukaryota, Oomycota, Peronosporomycetes, Peronosporales, Peronosporaceae.
AUGGAAAAGUUCAUGCGAGACCUACAGCGACGGCCGCCACGUUCUGAGCCGACCAGUCGCCCCAACCCCAACCACAAGGUGUUUGGGGUAGGUAUGCCAGAAGCGGACAUGGAAUCGAAUGACUCGCAUGGUAGUCGCGGUAACACCUUUGACCCUGACGACCUCGACAUUGACGGCGUCCGUUGGCCUCACUUGGCUACUACGGAAGCCAUUAUGGGAGAAGAAUUUGCUGCGCAACGGAUUCGCAUGCCUGCGUUCGCCGAAUUAAAGGAUUUAUCAGGCCGCGAUCACGAUGAUAACCGCGCUCGAAGCUGGGUGCAAAAGGUCAAAUCAGCUUUCUUGCGUGACCAAGCCCCCGAUUCGGAUAAAUGCUUGGUUUGGAGACUCGCUAACAGGCCCAGCACGAAACUGGUACUCCCAACUAAGCCUAUCGACACACAAUAA